CUACUACCAGUUAAGAAACAUGCAUUUAAAAGAAACAUUUUUCUUUUUUACAAGUAUAUUCUUAGUCCAUAGAAUGGCAAGGGUCAUAUCUAAUUCCACUUCUCAUUUUUGCACUAAUUCUGAGUAUCUUUGGACUUUUGGAUUGAUCUUCUUCUUAAAAUUCAAUCUUUACUGCUUUGAAAAUAUUUCCCCACUAAAAAUGUUUCAUGGCAAAAUAGUUUUUUUUUUUAAAAAAAAUGACUUCUCAAGCUAAGGAGCAAAAGUCAUUUUCUUUCACAAAAUUUUCAAACUUCCGUUCAAUUUGAUAAGUACUCAUUCAUUUUCUAUUUGAAAUUUUGAAUGUAAGUAAUAUGAAGUCGUCUUUGCUAAGAACCCUUUCAACCCUAAUGAGGAACCCUCUGUCCAUGUGGAUAUCAAGCAGCAGGUUAAAAACUAAAAAGAAGAAAUAAAAAAAUUCUGAGUUUAAAUUUUAUGAUUUCAAGAUUUAGGAAUUGAUGACAGAGACGGCUUAUUUGAUCAAAAUCUUUGUAAAAAGCAAAAUAGCUUUUAAAAAAAAGGAGGGCACUACAAUUGUACAAUUACUCACUUUAAUUUGGUAGAGAGCUUAAGCCCAAGUAUCGAGCUAUUCGGAAUUCUGGUAGAAAUGGCUGCGCCGGCGAUUGCUACGGUGGCUGGCACCAAAAUCUUUUCUUAAAGUUGAAACCCUUACUUUGUCAGUUCUCACUUCUCAGUUUUGUUUGGGCAAUUGGGCUUAUCAGCUGCAGCUGGAUUCGUAGCAGCGAUUAGGUUUAGUAGCUGCAGACCGAGUCGAUCGAAGCUUGUAGAAGCUCUUAGUUUACCAGAAGCAACAAACUUCUUCAAUUGGUUAAGCAACUGUUUUUUGAAAUUUGGUGAAAAAUUUAUCUGUUCAUCUCUAAUGAAAUAAGUAGCGGAAAACUUGAAAAGAAGGCUAUUUGUAUCUCUUCUCCUUCUUCAUUUUUAGUUUAUCUGCUGUAUCGGGUUUUCUGAAGAGAAAGGAAAAAUGCAAAAGAAUGAUGAAUCGAACGUAUAGAAAUGUAGUGAACUGGCUUAGCCCAAUCCCUAAAUUCCGUCCCCUGAAAUCAUCCAUUGAAUCGCUCUGUAAUGCCAAAAGGCUUACGGAAGCUCUAAGGCUUGCUUUUGACAACCCUAUCGAAGCAGACUAUACUAUUUACUCAAAUAUAAUUCAGCUUUGCAUUGACCUGAAGGCUCAUAAGCAGGGUCGUUUGGUUCACUCCCAUAUUAUAACUACUGGGUUUCCUUCAAAUGUUCAUUUGGGAACCAAGUUGAUCAUUUUCUACACAAUGUCUUGUGACAUGGUGUCCGCCCGCAAGAUGUUUGAUAAAUUGCCUGAAAGGAAUGUGGUUUCAUGGACUGCACUCUUAUCUGGGUACUCUCAGAAUGGGGAUUCACAAGAAGCCCUUAAUGUGUUUGUUGCUAUGCAUAGGGAAGGGGUGAGGGCAAAUCAGUUUACUUAUGGAAGUGUUUUGAGGGCAUGCACGAGUAUGUCAUGUAUAUAUUUAGGAAAACAAAUACAAGGGUGCAUUCAGAAGAGUAGGUUUGUGGAUAAUUUAUAUGUACAGAGUGCGUUGGUUGAUUUUAAUUCCAAGUGCGGCGAAAUGGAGGAUGCUUUUUGUGUUUUUGAGUUAAUGGCAGAGAGAGAUUUGGUUUCUUGGAAUGUCAUGAUUUCUGGAUAUGCUUUUCGAGGUUAUAACAUUGAUGCAUUUCUGCUGUUCCGUUGGAUGUUCAGACAAGGUAUACUUCCCGAUUGCUUCACAUUGGGAAGUGUUCUCAAAGCAUCUGUAGGAGGUGGCAACUGUGGUGGACUAGCGAAAAUCAGUAUGAUACAUGGAUGUAUCAUUCGACUUGGUUAUGGGUCGUAUAGUAUUAUUAGUGGGGCGUUAGUUGAUGCCUAUGUGAAAUGUGGAAACCUGGCCAAUGCAAGUUAUAUAUACAAGAAGAUGCAGAACAAGGAUAGGAUUUCCUGCACUGCGCUAAUUACUGGAUACGCACGUGAAGGUAAAAAUAUAAAUGAGUGCCUAGAACUGUUUUGUCAAUUACAUCGGAAUCAUAGGGAAAUUGAUAGCAUAAUUUUGUGCUCUAUGAUCAACAUAUGUGCCAAUACAGCGUCACUGUCUUUGGGGAGACAACUACAUGCUAUUGCGAUCAAAUAUCAAAGCACUCUUGAUGUGGCAAUGAGUAAUGUUUUGGUUGAUAUGUAUGCAAAAACAGGAGAAAUUGAAGAUGCCAACAAUGUUUUUCAGCACAUGACGAAGAAAAAUGUAAUAUCAUGGACGUCAAUGAUCUCCGCAUAUGGUGUGCAUGGUCGAGGAGUUGAUGCAGUUUCAUAUUUUAAGAAGAUGGAGCGCGAAGGCUUUGAGCCAAAUGAUAUAACAUUCUUGUCUCUCCUGUUUGCUUGUAGCCAUAAUGGAUUGACUGCUGAAGGAUGGGAAUGUUUUAGUGAGAUGGUUAGAAAAUAUAAAAUUGUUCCAAGAGAUGAGCAUUACUCUUGCCUAGUGGACAUUUUCGCACGCAGCGGCUGUUUGAAUGAAUCAUAUGAUUUGAUUUGCAGGAUGAAUAUAAAACCUAGUGCCUCUCUUUGGGGUUCAGUUCUUGGGGCAUGUAGCAUAUAUAGCAAUAUGGACCUUGGGAAGGUAGCAGCCAGGCAUUUGUGCAAUAUCGAACCUACAAAUGCAGUUGGCUAUGUGGUUCUAGCAAGUAUGUAUUCUGCAGCUGGCCUAUGGGAUAGCGCUUGGAAGGAACGGGAUGUGGUUCAAACUAGAAGGUUACCAAAAGAUCCUGGUUACAGCCUUUUUCAUUCUGGCAAUGAUAUGGUAGCACUUCUACCUACUGGCUGAUACAUGAAAAUGAUCCAGAUCUUCCUUGUAAUGUUUCAUACUACCUGGAUUUGUCGAAAGUGAAAGCCGAUUUGACAGAGGAAUCUGCUAAACUAGCCGACGCCAUUGGUGAUGAUUCUGAUGUAGCAAUAUGUACUACAGGUUUCUAUCAAAACAUUCUGGAGAGAAGCCAACCUAUUAUUGUACCAAAGCUGGAGAAAGUGGCUUCAAAUGAGGGGUUUUGAUGUGAAGCAAAAAGAUGAACCAUGGCAAUCCAGAGUAUAAAGAAAGGAGAAAAGGGCAGCUAGCAAUUGAUUCGGAGAUUUUUCAAGAUUAUACCUUUUCAUGUGAUGGAAAUGGAAGUGAACCAAAAAAAAAAUAAUCUGGGGACACAGUAUAAACUUAGAAAAACUUUCUUUAUUUCUAAAUUUUGUGUCGUCACAUAUAAAUUGGAACCGAGGGAAUAAUAUUAAUGUGCUUAGAACAUAGCUAAGAAAGAUCAAAGAUUAACAAUGGUACUUGUUCAAAGUAUAUAAACAGAUGUACAAUUAUCAGUUAAUUCAGCACGCAGUUUUCAUAUACAA
Molecule: messenger RNA, 3439 nt
Organism: Solanum lycopersicum (tomato)
Lineage: Eukaryota; Viridiplantae; Streptophyta; Magnoliopsida; Solanales; Solanaceae
Product: pentatricopeptide repeat-containing protein
Molecular function (GO): protein binding
Source: RefSeq, a predicted model, not a curated record